AAAACACCAUAUAUCAGUUGGACAGGUGGUUAUCGCAAAGACGGUUAUCGUUGCUAUGAGUGUAGAUGUUUUUUUCACAAAGAAUGUGCAGAGGCAUCCUCAGAUAUCCACCAACCAUCUCAUCCUGAACACCCUCUCUCUCUGAUGUUGGAAUGGCCCGAAGUGAAACGCUGUAAGUUAUGUGGAGAAAAAUUGUUUUAUAUGUUUUACCAUUGCUCUAUAUGUGAUUUCGUUGUUGAUACGGCGUGUGCCAAAAAUCCACCACCAAAUGUUAUUGAAUUUCCCAAAGCCCAUGAACACUCGCUUGUUAUCGCGAAGGAUCUUUCUGAUUUCAAAUGUGGUUUUUGUGGAGAGGAAGAUCAUCUUAGGUAUCGUUACAGAUGUUAUCUAUGUAUAUUGGAAUUCGAAAUCAGGUGUUCUAUGCUUUCUUUAGAGAUAGACUACCCUUAUCACCCUAAACAUCCCCUUAAGUUCCUCACUAAAGAAGAACAACAUUUCUCCCAUGGGAAAUGUCGUAUAUGUGGAAAAGAAUUAAGAUGGAAAUUUUAUCAUUGUUCAAUCUGUAAAUUUAGUGUGGAUGUUGAUUGUGUGAGGGAUCCUUCACCGCUUGCAAUCUUAUUUCCUAAGGCUCAUGAACAUCAACUCAGCGUUACACCAAGGAAAAUAUCUUUUGAUUGUGAUGCUUGUGGGAUGGCGGGUCAUCGGAGUCCUUAUUCAUGCCAACAAUGUGAUUUCAUGAUUCAUCAAAGCUGUAUUGACUUACCGGAGAUCAUCAACGUCAACCGUCACGAGCAUCGUCUUUCUAGGUGUCUUCAUCUAAGUCCUGGGAGUUGGAUAUGCGGAUUUUGUCACAAAAAAGUUGAUUGGUCAUAUGGUGCGUAUUCUUGCUCGAUUUGUCCUAAUUAUGCCAUUCAUUCUAAAUGUGCAAUACGAGAUGAUGUAUGGGAUAAGUUAGAGCUGAAAGGGAUACCAGAAGAACCUCAAGAUAUGGAACCAUUUAAGGUAAUAGAUGAAAACCUGAUAUGUCAUUUUAGUCACGAAGAACAUUAUUUACAACUCAACGAGGAAGAUAUCAUAUUCGGUGGAAGCAUUCUUUGUGAAGCAUGUGUCUUACCUAUAUAUUCUCAAGCAUUCUAUAGCUGCGUGCAAUGCAAUUUCAUUCUCCAUAAAACAUGCGCUAAUCUUUCUAGAAAGAAACGGCAUUUUUAUCAUGGCAAACCAUUAUCUUAA
This is a messenger RNA of Brassica napus (rape), 1230 nucleotides long. RefSeq lists its product as uncharacterized. The transcript has a single exon. The record is from RefSeq and is a predicted model, not a curated record. The coding region runs from base 145 to 1230 and encodes 361 amino acids. NCBI's taxonomy places the organism in Eukaryota, Viridiplantae, Streptophyta, Magnoliopsida, Brassicales, Brassicaceae.